This is a messenger RNA of Linum tenue, 7093 nucleotides long. Lineage: Eukaryota; Viridiplantae; Streptophyta; Magnoliopsida; Malpighiales; Linaceae. The record is from the annotation of a GenBank genome assembly.
GACAAAUGAAUUUGGCCUAAUAAAUAUAACAACGAGAAUUACCGGCGAUUGGAGCUAUUUUUUUUAUUACUUUUGACAGCCACCGUAAUCGCCACCGCCAACAUUUCCGGCCGCUCCAGAAUCUUCCUUUCAUUCUCUUACAGCCUGUUUGGAUCGACAAAAAACUCAGGAAUUGGAAUUCCAUUUUCAAUUCCAAUUCCAUAUUUUAUGUUUGGAAGGAUAAGAAGGUUGAUAAAUGAAUUCCAUUUCCAUUUCUUCUUGAAUUGUAUCCAAACAGGCUGUUAAAAAACAAAAACUGUGCUCCUCUAAGGUAUAUCAACGGCAACUUCUGGGUUUUCAGUUCGAAGCGGGAGAACGAUGUUUAAGAAAGCAGUGGAGGCGAAAUCGCAUCAGAGGCUAUCCGGAGCUGACCGAAAGAAGCUCAAACGAAACCUCAAGAGACAAAUUCCCGCGUGCUUCUGAUGCCGAUAUGGACGUCUUAUUCCCACCCAAGGUGGAGAUAGCAGUUGCUAAGCUUCGUAAUCGGGUCCUGGUUUAUAGUGUUGAAGGUGACUUCCUCAUGUUGUUCGACAUUGAUGGCAGGGGUACUGAGAUUUAUCCCACAGUUUUUGCUCUUUGGAGAGUACCUGCACUCUUGCCUUCUUUUCUGUUGAAGGGAGGUGAGGUUUCUCUAUUCAUGCUUGGAGGUGCUGAUUUGAUGUUCCCGGGCAUUAGUGUGCCUGCUGAAGGACUACCCUCCUUUAAAGUUGGUGAAGUAUGGUCUGUGAAAGUUCCUAGGAACCCAGCACCUGUUGCUGUUGGGUUAACUACUUUGAGCAGUACUGAAGCAAUGAAAGCUGGUCUGCGUGGCAAGGAUUUAAGAAUAACACACUAUUACAGGGACUCACUUCGGUUUCUUGGAGGAUAUUGUUAUUGAGGAUCUGGCUGCCUCUCUAGUGGCCCAAGAUUCUGAUUCAGCUGAAGGUCUUGAUCGUCAUUCUCCACAUGAUGAACAGGACGGCAAAACAACUGACGAAGUUGAGAAAUUGGCUGUAGCAAAUGACGCAAUGGAUCAUCUUCCUUCGUCAUCAACCGAAGCUUCCAAAAGUCAAGUUGAACAAUUAAAUGUAGAGGUUGGUAACUUGAAGGUUUCAGAUAAUGUUGGUGAUGAAUCAGCUGCUGAGGAAGAACAGCAUACCUUAUCUGCCGAGGAAGUGGAUAGUUUGUUGGACAAUUGUCUUCUGCAAGCCCUUCAUACGACUGUUAAAGACAAGGAUCUAUCGAUGCCUGGAAGCACUUUAUGGUCAAAUCAUAUUUUUCUUUGCAGACCUUCUGGUAUCACGUUGGAUAUUAAGAAAUCAACCUACAAGAAAUUGUCGAAGUGGUUACAAGCCAAGUCUUCUGAAAAUUAUGAAGGAAGAUAAACACAAGAAGGAAACAGUGUUAGUUUCUGUUAACCGAAACCACCCGGACUACACAUCCUUCAGGCCGGAAAAAAGGGAGGAACAGAAAACCGAACAAGCAACCAGUGGAGGAAGCCAAUCACAGCAGACACUUGAAGUGGUGGAGAUAUAUAAACCGAGUUCUCACGUGAACCCUAUUUUCCCUCUGUUGGAGCGGAUACAGGGAGGCUCUACAGUGGUUCAGAAGCCUCUGAUGUUGUCUUCCAGUACGUCGAGAAAGAAAAUCUGGUGAAGCCAACAGACAAAUCAACUGUUGUCUUGGAUCCACCACUAUGUGAUGCUCUGUUCAAGGGUGCCAUCAAGAAAGGAUCGACAUAUCACAAUGUGAUUCACAAGAAAGAUCUUGGAUCGACGUUUUGGCAGGAUGCAGCCACACCAUUUGGUGAUUAGAGGGGGCGAGUCAGUGGUUGGCAAAGGCACCCUGUAAAGUGUACAGAUAGUGACAGAGAGGCUGUCGGGUAACAAGAAGGUGGCGAAGCUCUCGGGCGUGGAAUCAUUCUUGAUCGAUGCGGAUAUGCUGGCAUCCGAACUGCAAAAGUUUGCUUGCAGUACAUCAGUUGGAGAGCUCCCAGGUAAGAAAGGGCAUGAAGUUCUGAUCCAAGGAGGUAAAAUUGAUGAUGUGGCACGGCUUCUGGUUGAGCACUACGCCAUUCCAAUGAGAUACAUCGAGGUUAUGGAUAAAACCAGGAAAUGAGUCUGUAGGAGGUUGAUGAAUGCAACUUGGUCGUUGGACAGUUUUACAUUCGGCGAAUUCACAAUUUUCGACUGUUUCGCUGUGAGAAAAGUCUUGAGGAUGAAAGACUCUCUCCAUGCCUGCGCAUCUCAUGAAUUCACUCUCUGGGUCAUGGAUAAUGUGAAGUGGGAGUACGAUGUUUUUGUGUGCUUCAGAGGAACCGACACCCGCAACGGUUUUACUAGCCACCUCAUGGAAGCUCUCUCCCGUGAGCAAAUCAAAGUCUUCCUUGAUGACAUGCUCGAAAAAACAGAGUGCAUCGACGUGCUGAUCACUUUGCUCCGAAGAUCAGCACUCUCGAUUGUGAUUUUCUCGGAAAAUUUCGCAGACUCAAGCUGGUGCCUGGAUGAAGUGGCCACCAUUUCUCAAAGCAUGGAAGAAUUUGGCCACCGGGUACUUCCAGUUUUCUACAAAGUGGACCCCUCCGAAGUUACCGAAGAUUUUGGAAGCUAUGCUAAUGCCAUUGAGCGGAAAUAUGGAGCCAGACCUCCAAAGUUUUGGAAAAGGAAGCAUAGAGCUAGUAAACCUCUGGAGGAUAGGAAGAGAAGGCUGGAUGCUUUGAAAGCUGUGGCUAAUUGUGCUGGACAUACCUCGCAAGCAAUCAAGAUUGACUCUGAGUUAAUUAAGGCAAUAGUGAACGAUGUUCUGAAUAGACUUGUAGACAUGUCACCAAGAGUAAAGUCUAAUAUAUUGAUUGGCAUGGAUGCUCGCGUUUCUGGGGUUGAACGCCUAUUAGCUAUGAACGAAGAUGCAUUUCGAAUCAUUGGACUUUGGGGGAUGGGUGGUGUAGGAAAGACCACUCUAGCUAGGGUUUGCUAUCAAAGGUAUACGUCCUUGACUAAAGAAAUCAAGCAUUACUUUGUUCGAAACAUCAACCAAACUUGUGAAAAGGAAAAUGGAAUGGAAGGAAUCGUAACAAAACUCUAUUCAACCCUAUUGUCCGAAAGUAACAUAAAUUUUGAUGACUUGGAUGUUAGUUAUAGAAGAAGUCGACUUUCCCGUUUGAAGGUGUUCCUUGUUUUUGAUGAUCUGGGAACUUUGUCACAAUUAGAACAAUUGUUGUUGGGAGAUCUCUUGAGUUCCACCCAUCUCUUUGCCGCAGGAAGUAGAAUUAUUUUUACAACUAGAAAUCGAAUGGUGCUUGGAAAUGUAGGGGCUAGGAUUUACCAUGUUGAUUUUUUGGAUCCUGAUGAAUCUCUUCAACUCUUUGGUAUACACGCAUUUGGAAGGUGCCUUCCACCUGAUGAUUGGAUGGAAUUAUCACAUCGGGCUCUAUCUUAUUGCAAAGGAAGCCCUUUGGCCAUAAAAGUUUUUGGAGGUGCAUUAUCAGAUAAGGACAAAAAUUAUUGGCUGAGUUUCUUAGGUGAUAUGCGACAGAUUCCAACCCCAGGAAUCCAUGAUGUACUGAAGAGAAGCUACAACGCACUGGGAGUUGAGGAAAAGAGAUUUUUCUUGGACAUUGCUUGUUUCUUCUACGGGACAGUAAAAUCCAUAUUGAUACAAUAUUACCAUGCCCAUUAUGUACUCGAGAAUCUAAUCGAUAAGUCCUUGUGCAUUUGUGUGAGGGACGAUCUCGGUGAGAGGAUUCAGGUGCAUGACUUGCUAAGAGAAAUGGCUUGGAGCAUUGUCAAUGAGGAAACAAAACUCGAAAACCGCACUAGGUUGAAGAAUAUUGAUGACAUUCACAAACUACUAACAACAAGCUUGUCCACAAAUGGAGGUAGAGCAACUGAGGGCAUAUAUUUGGACCUUUCUCAAGCCAACGAGAUGCGACUGGAAGCCAAUGCCUUUGAAGGGAUGACUUCUCUUAGAUUUCUCCGCUUCUUCUAUCCACGAAAUGAGUAUGGAACUAUCAAAAUUCAUGUAUCGUAUGGUGGCCUUCACAUUCUUCCUAAUAGUCUGAGGUGGUUGAUAUGGCACAAAUUCACUGCAAAAUCUUUGCCAUCAACAUUUUCCCCUGACAACCUUGUCACACUUUCUCUACGAGGUAGUCCAGUAAUGGAAAGAUGCUGGAAAGUUGAGCAGGCAAAGCUUGUGAAUCUAGUGUGGCUUGACCUCUCCAACUGCAUAAAUUUAGUUGCGAUCCCGGACCUAUCGUGGUCGUCGAAUUUAGAGUACCUCUAUCUCCAAGGAUGCAAAAGCCUAACUGAGCUGCCAUGUAAUGUUGGAGAUCUAGACAAGCUGACAAGACUCGACCUAAGUGAUUGUACAAAUCUGCGGAGUCUUCCGGCCAACCUCAACUCGAAGUGCCUCAAGGAUGUUCGAUUGUCUAACUGUCCCAAGAUCACUUCUUGUCCGGAGAUCAGUUCAGGAGAGUUGGAGGUUUUGGAUUUAACGGAGACACCUAUCAUAGCCUUGCCAGCUGCAAUUUACAAUAUAAAGCAGGGUGGCUGGUUACGUCUAUGUGGUAAACACAUCUCCAACUUCCUUCCCAUUUCAGCAAGCUUGAAGGUGUUUCGCUUGUGCCAUACCGCAAUGAGAGAGAUGGAUUAUUAUAAUGAUGAUGAUCGUCAACAAGUGGGUUCUUUGCCAAGAUUUGUCGACCUGGAUUUGGUUGGCAACCCCCCAACUCAAGAGCUUGUCAAGGAAUAUCUGGAAGAUGGUCUCUGACAAACUUGUUCUUGAGGAUUGCCCAUCGAUUGAAAGUUUGCCGAAAAUCUCACAGCCUGUAACUGGCUUGACUCAUCUUAUCAUAAAAGGAUGUCAAAACCUGAAGAGCUUUCCAACUGGUAUCAACCAUUUGAGAUCUUUGCAGGGACUUCAUUCCACUGGCACGGAUAUUAAGUCCCUGCCUGUUUGCAUCCAGGAACUUCACCAGCUCUCCCAUUUAAAUUUGUCUUCCAACAGAAGUCUCGAGUUCAUCCCGAACAUCUGCAAACUUGUCAAGUUGGCCUACUUGUCCUUGACAGACUGUUUAAGGAUUCGAUGUUUGCCGGAACUCCCACCCAAUCUUCUAACUCUGGAUGUAAGUGGUUGUGAAUUGUUACAAUCCUUACCAAACAACUUAGGCAGGCUAAGAUUGGAGUCUCUGUUCUUUGAAGAUUGCCCGCAUUUGGACACGCAUCUGCCUAAUGAAAUGGUGCACAAUUUCCUUAAUCAUGCAGUGUUGAAUCCACAUCCUCAGGGUGUUCUUCAAUACUCGGGGAGUGAGAUUCCAUAAUGGUUUGCUUACAAAAGUGGGAAUCAUGAGAAUCAUACAUGUAUGAUGGUGCAAUUGUCUCCUCCAAACUUCACCGUUAAGCGGCCGAUCAAAGGGAUUGGAUUUGGUGUUGUGUGUUCUUCGGUUGUUGGGCACGUUUGGAUAUUGAUCACUUGCGAUGGCAACGUUGGCACCACUACCGCUGCCUCUUUGAGUUCUCCUAUCUUCGGUUUGGGUCGAAACCAAUCAGAUAACAUGUUUAUGUGGUAUGACAAGGACUUGUUGGGUGGGACCAAUGAAGUUAUACGAGGAGAAGCAGAACCUUGGUAUGAGAGAUAUGAUGGGCGCUCUGUCUCCUUCAGAUUCACCCCUAAACUGGAAGAUGGAGAAGAUUCUGAGAAAUUAAAGAGCAUCAAAAUCAAAGGGGUUGGUGUCUCCCUAAUGUACUAGCCUGCUGAUAGCUAGUUUGAUGGUCUAGCUAUGAUUCUGGUAGUCUGGAUUAGUUGUUUCUUACCAGGUUACGGCCUGACUCUUGCUAGUUCAGUACAAUGCUUGUUGAGGCAUUCUUCCUUUAGCACAUUUUUGGGCCUUGAUGAUAAAUUUCCUGGAUAGAUGAAACUUUAGUACGUGACAGUUGACAGCUUUCACUCUUGUUUUUUCAUGUUUUGCCUUGCAGACCUUCUGGUAUCAUACUGGAUAUCAAGAAAUCUACCCACAAGAAAUUGUUUUUAAGUGGUAAGUGGUAACUAGCUAAGUCUCCUGCAAAAUUGGUUCGUUCUGGUACCAUCUCCCUGACACACCAACAUUACAUUGUUUCAUGAAUAACCUGAACUCAACCAUUGAGCGCGAAUCUGUGAUAGCAAUCAUCAAGCUCUUGUAGACAGCAAACUUGGAACUCAAUUAAGUGGAUUUGGGCAUAGGCAGUCAUCAAUGUGUAGCUUCAUAUCUUGGUAACAGUUACCAAGAUGUUCUAAGCGGGAAUUGCUCAUCAAAACCUGAACAAGCAACCAGUGGAGGAUGCAGCCACACCAUGUGGUGAUCAGAGGCGGCGAGUCAGUGGUUCGCAAAGACGCCCUGAAAAACCGUACAGAUAGUGACAGAGAGGAGGUCGGGCAACAAGAAGGUGACAAAGCUCUCGGGCGUGGAAUCAUUCUUGAUCAAUGCAGAUAUGCUUGCAUCCGAACUGCUGAAGAAAUUUGCUUGCAGUACAUCAGUUGGGGAACUCCCAGGGAGGAAAGGGCAUGAAGUUCUGAUCCAAGGUGGUAAAAUCGACGAUGUUGCGCAGCUUCUUGUUGAGCACUAUGCCAUUCCAAAGAGAUAGAUCAAGGUUCUGGAUAAAACCAGGAAAUGAGUCUGUAGGACGUUGAUGAAUGCAUUUGGCCGUGGGAUGGCUUUACAUUUUGCGACUUCAAAUGCUCCAUUAUUCGUUUGUUUUCGUUUAAGGUGAGCUCCCAGAGGUCGUGGUGUCUAUGCAAGGAAGGAUGCAGUCGAACACCAUUGUUCAUUUGGAAGCAUUUGAGUUCUAAUUUUGUUCAUUGUAGUGACGUUAUUAGUAGUUUACCCACUCGUGAAACCGUGCUCUCCUGUUCUUCUAUUCGCCUUUGUAAUCAACGGAGUUACCAGGCUAACGGGCAGCUAUAGCGACAGUAUCUCAGUAUCUGCCUAUGUCCUGUAACCACCACCACCACCAGGACCAGCAAAAAAAACACUGGUUUGCAUACCUGCUGCAAAGGUUCAUUCGUCAUUUUGAUUGGACCGUGUUGGAAAAUUGCACGCGAU